Molecule: messenger RNA, 4115 nt
Organism: Conger conger (European conger)
Lineage: Eukaryota; Metazoa; Chordata; Actinopteri; Anguilliformes; Congridae
Product: multiple C2 and transmembrane domain-containing protein 2-like
Exons: 24
Coding region: 337-2919 (860 amino acids)
Biological process (GO): regulation of neurotransmitter secretion
Cellular component (GO): synaptic vesicle membrane
Molecular function (GO): calcium ion binding
Source: RefSeq, a predicted model, not a curated record
CCCACACGUUGACGAGGAAGUGCCGACGUUUGCAGAUGCGUUGCUACUUCAAUUGAUUAAAACUCUAUCCCCAUCUUCAUCUGGACCAAGCCGACUUGAGCAUGUUACUGGAAAACAGACGAUGAAAGAAAGGCAAACGCCCGUCCCAAAAGGGGUGUGUCCUCGGCGAUAAAGCCAAGGCUGGCUGUAGACUGCAGUGAGGGACGCGACCCGGAUGUGAACCACGCGCUCCACCUCCUGACGCACUGGACCCCCUCCCUCGGGAUUCUGACUGCGAGUGCCCAGAACGUGAAUCGCUGAGGUUUUCGGGUGUUUCCGCACACCCGCCCCCUCGAUAUGGAGCGGACGAAAACCUUUUGGGGGAGCCUACGGCAGCGGGCGAAGCCCAAGAAGUACUCUGACAAGCUGGCGAUAAGGAAGAAGGGCUUGCUGGAUCACAGGCUGAGCUCAUCCGCGACUGACGUGAGGGAACCUGCCCUGGCGUGCACCCCGGCGCAGUAUUUGGCCGCGCCCAUGCCGACGCUCAACCCGGACGCGGCACUCCCCGCCAGGGGCGGGUCGCCGAGUGGCUCCCUCAAGGGGGACAGACUAGAAGUGCCCUCUCCAGACAACGCAGACAGAGCCUCCAUGGAGUCUGGGAGCAGUGGCCCCUUGGACAAGCCCCAACCCAGGCCUGGAGAGUUGGACGAGGGACCGGAGCCUUCUGAAUCGGGCAUUCCACCGUCGGCAUGGGUUAUACCCACUGUGGACAUACAGGAGGCAAGGAGUGAGUACAUUGAGGGUAAUGACCUGGACAGCCAAUCGGUGCAGGACAUGGGGGAGAGCAGCGCUUUAGACGUGGGAAGUGGCGUGUCUGAGAGGAGCUUCUACCUGCUCACCAUCACCUUGAGAGAGGGCCGAGAGCUGGUGAUCAGGGACCGCUGCGGAACGAGUGACCCGUACGUCAAAUUCAAGUUUGAAGGAAAGACUGUUUACAAAAGCAAAGUGAUCUCUAAAAAUCUGAACCCCACCUGGAACGAGUCCUUCUCUCUUCCGUUGCGCAGUCUGGAGGAGAACCUGCAGGUGAAGGUGUAUGACCGUGACCUGACCAAAGAUGACUUUAUGGGGGCCGCAAGUAUAGACCUGAGCGAACUUGAGCUGGGCAAAACCAGUGAGAAGGUGCUUCAGCUAGAUGAUCCAAACAGCCUGGAGGACAACAUGGGUGUGCUGGUGAUUGACGCCUGCCUCUCACUCAGAGACGGGGAAAGCAGACAACACAAGUCAUCUAAAAGAAUAAAGAGCCUCAUGACGGGGUCGUCGCCGCAGACCAAGCGGCUGUCUGACUCACACAGGAAGAGCCAGCUGUGGAGCGCGGUGGUGAGCGUCACCCUGGUGGAGGGCCGGGACCUCCCGGAGAGCGGGCAGGCGGAAGUGUUCGUCCGGUGCAGACUGGGCGACCAGAAGUACAAGACCAAGGGUAUGUGCAAAACGGCCAACCCUCAGUGGAGAGAGAGGUUUGACUUCAACCGCUUCCAGAGUGGACCGGACAUCCUGGAGCUGGAGGUGUGGGCCAAGGAGGGGCGCAAAUACGAGGAAUGUUUUGGAAUGUGUGAGGUGGAUCUCUCUCAGGUGCCUGUAAACCAGCAGAAGCUCUUCUGCCUGGUGCUGGAUCGCAGACGGGGCGAGCUGGUGUUCCUGGUUACCGUGACGCCCUGCAGUGGGGUGUCCAUCUCCGACAUCUGCGCCCCCCCACUGGAGGAACCCCAGGAGAGAGAAAACACAAUCACCAGAUACUGUUUGAAAAACUCCUUUAAAGACGUGAGGGAUGUGGGAUUCCUCCAGGCCAAAGUCAUCAAGGCCACUGACCUCAUUGCAGCCGAUCUCAACGGAAAAAGUGACCCUUUCUGUGUCUUGGAGUUGGGGAACGACAGACUGCAGACCCACACCAUCUACAAAACCCGCCACCCGGAGUGGAACAAAGUCUUUACCUUCCCAGUUAAAGACAUCCAUGAUGUGCUGGAGGUGACCAUUUUUGAUGAGGAUGGAGACAAGGCACCGGAUUUCCUUGGGAAAGUGGCCAUUCCUCUGCUCUCUGUGCAUAAUGGGCAGCAGGCCUCCUACGUGCUGAGGAAGGAGGACCUUGAGGGCCAGUCAAAAGGAAGCAUAUCCUUGGAGCUGGAUGUCAUUUUUAACCCAGUCCGAGCAGGUGUCCGGACCUUCAAACCAAAAGAGAUGAAGUUCAUGGAGGACAACCCCAAGUUUUCCAAAAAGAUCUUAGCGCGUAACGUGCUGCGGGUGAGGGCGAUCACCAGAGCGCUGCUGUAUACUUUACAGUACAUUAAGAGCUGCUUUCAGUGGGAGAGCACCAAGAGGACAAUCAUCGCCUUCUCCGUCUUCGUCUUCACGGUGUGGCACUGGGAGCUCUACCUGCUGCCACUGCUCCUCCUCCUCCUCAUGGCCUGGAACUACGUCCAGGUGGCCUUUGGGAAGGACAACCAAAACCAAGACCUGGACAAUAUGGGUGAUUAUGAAGACGAAGAUGAUGAUGAGAAGGAGUCUGAGAAGAAAGGGCUGAUGGAAAAGAUCCACAUGGUCCAAGAAAUUGUGGUUACCGUUCAGCACAUUCUGGAAGAAAUCGCAUGCUUUGGAGAACGAGUCAAGAACACAUUUAACUGGUCAGUGCCCUUCCUGUCCACCCUCGCCUGCUUGGUUCUCACUGUGGCCACAGUAUUGAGUUACUUCAUCCCACUGCGCUACAUUGUCUUAAUAUGGGGCAUCAACAAGUUUACCAAGAAGCUGCGCAAUCCAUACGCCAUCGAAAAUAACGAGGUCAUGGACUUCCUCAGGAGAGUUCCCUCCGAUGUGGAGAAGGUGCAGUACGGCGAGCUGAGGGUGGCCGCCGGCCAGACACCGCUCAGGAAGAAGCCCCGUACGCCGUAGGCCCGGGUCGGGAGGGGGGGUAGGGGGGUAUCUGCUGACUGUCCGUCCGUCCGUCUCCCCUGAAUGUUCGUACGCGUCACUUCAGCGAUGCCGGCCGGUGGUGUGGGGGGAGGCUCAUUCAGGUUGGGCCCCCCUCCCCCCUUUGAAGACCUAUCGGUCACAAACAAGAGCCCACAAACGAGAGGCCGCAAAAAUCUAGCCUGCUGCCCCCUGCCAUGUCCCCCCCCCCCGAUGCUGGGGAGGCCCAUCCUCUGCCAUGUGAACUGACCUGAGCCCUCAACUAUAAACGAGGAGCCACAACAUGGAGGUAUCCAAAAUGGCCGCCUGCGGAACCACCGACGAUUGUGUUUGUUAAAGCAAAGCUUGUAGUUUACAUUAGUUACUACUCACACUGAGUCCCUCCAGUAAUUUCACUGGUUUUUAUCAAAUACCGAUUGCUUUGACAUGAUGGAAUGAAUGUCCUUGGGUUUUUUUUCUUUUUUUCUUUUAAGUGGCCUUGCCCCGACCACAGAAAAUAGAAAUCACUGCUGCAGCACACAUUUAUAUCAUAAUUUAUUGAACUUUAGAGUGUGUCUUUCUAUUGAGUACAGUAUGUUAGCAUCUUGAUUAAACUGCUGUUUGUGUUUCCUGUGAGUUCUCAUAUUUCCACUGUUUCUUAGAUUUUCUAUUUAAUAAGCCAAAAGUGUAUCAGUUGGUGGCACAACAGGAAACUGAAUCUUGUUCAAAAGUUUCUUUGCACAUGGUGGAACUGUCAUUUAUUUCCAUAAAACUUUACUUUAAUAACUGUUAACAUAGACCAUUGUAAUCAAAGUGUACUAUUGUUUGUACUAUUGUUUUCUUGAUAAGGAGGAUGUUUUUAUGAAUGUAAAAAUGAAUACAUUUCUUUGGCAACUGCAUUUUUACAGAUUUAACACCAAUGAUGUUACUGAAUUUAUUUUAUUCACAAUUGUAUAAUUCAUGUAACAUUGUGUGAUAUGCUGGUUUCAUGGUGGUGGACAUAGUAAUAUCACAGUAUUAUAAUAAUGAUAAGUGUAAUUAUCAUUAUUAUAUUAUCUGCUUCCAGUAGUAUGAUGUUAUGCUCAUUUUUCAGAUACUUAUGCACUCAUCUUAAUGGUUAAGAUUGUUGUGUACCUCCUCUGCUCAAGACAAAAUAAAUGUAUUUAUUUUUUAUCUUUGUGGCAUUUCUCACCACAGCA